Spodoptera frugiperda (fall armyworm) is the source of this 6491-nucleotide messenger RNA. RefSeq names its product large proline-rich protein BAG6. The record is from RefSeq and is a predicted model, not a curated record. Bases 204 to 4112 code for a protein of 1302 amino acids. Gene Ontology annotation, molecular function: polyubiquitin modification-dependent protein binding; misfolded protein binding. NCBI's taxonomy places the organism in Eukaryota, Metazoa, Arthropoda, Insecta, Lepidoptera, Noctuidae. The transcript is spliced from 23 exons. Gene Ontology annotation, cellular component: BAT3 complex.
UUGUUUUGAUCAAUCCAGUUGCUAGAAAUUCUAAAAUGGCAACUCUGUCUUUUGAUUGCUGUCACCAUCAGGCAUCAAAUGCACACUCCGAUCCGAUUAAAAUUUAUUUUAAAUCGUCAGCAAUUUAUGUAAAAAAUUUAUUGUGAUAGACGCACGCGUCAAAUUAUCUGCCUUCUAUGGGCGUUCAUGUUUUCGUGUAAAAAAUGAUUGAGUUUACGAUAAAAACAUUGGAUUCCAAUAACCACCGGUUCUCAGUCGACGAUGAGAUCACGGUGGAACAACUUAAGGAGAAGGUGAGGGAGCAGAUGGGAAUAGAACCCAGCCUUCAACGUCUAAUCUUCUGCGGCAGAGUACUGCAAGAUGAGAAACGUCUCGCAGAAUAUGAUGUCAACGGCAAAGUCGUGCACUUGGUGCAGCGAGCACCACCCGGGCCUGAGACGCGGCAGAGCGUCCCAAGUGCUCCGACUGUCAACUCCGGAUCUGAAAACACUGCAUCCAACAACAUGCAGCAACAAAUAAGGAGGCUGAUGUCGCUUGCCGGUCCUUCUGACUUCUUGAUGGACCAACAAGUAACGAUGUCACCGACCACCGGCCGCCUCGAGUUUAUUCGCCGAAUGAUCGCAGAAAUCAAAGCAUCGCUCGCCUCCCUUAGAGCGCAUGUCGAAGGAGAGGAAAAUAGGAGUUCACCAGCAAGCGGUGAAAGUCCUACUGAGCAAAUGGAUACUGACCCAGCGUCCGGUACGCAGCAUGACGAGCCUGAACCCCUGCUUGACGAAAAUGGCGAUGAAACCACCGAUGCCGCAGCUCGCGCCCAAAAUGCGCGCCGCAGAAGCUACAGAGCCAUCAGAGCCCUGCGCGCUCGCCACACCCGCCCACGUGACCUUGCCCAGUUACUUGAGGAGUUAGAAACUCUUCAGGAACAAUUCACGCCAUACCGGGCCAACUACAUCAGGAUGCUUAGAGCCGCCAAUAACCCCGAGCCACCUGUAUAUACAGAAGAAGAACGUAUCAGUGCUCAGCGUACUGUAGAUAUGGUAACAGAUAUAAUGCACAGUUUCGCGCACGCCUACCAUGCCAUUAGCGACAUCAACUUCCAAGUCGGUCAGCGCAACCCACGCCUUACUUCCGAUACCAGCGUCGUUCGUCACCCUAUCCCGAUGCAGGCCCACAUCAACGUAGUGCAGUCAAACCGACGUAAUCCACAACAACAGUCAUCGCAGCAACAAUCGCAGUCACAGAACUCGCAGGCUGCCGCGAGUCCUCAGCAACAGCAAGCGACGGCGCAACCCGCGGCCCAGCCACAAACCGGCUCUGCGGCCAACACGGCCAGCCGCCCGGCCGGCAACAGGGGCCCCACCAUCCAAACGUCUAUCGCUGGCGACGGUAUCACGAGCGUUCAGGGAGUCCAACCAAGCGGCCACACCACUGCUCAUGCCGGUAGGACGACCCAACCAACCGUCAACAUAAACAUUCAGCCAGAUCCCAUCACGUAUCAAGUAGAGAUAGAGACAAGGGUUCCCAUCGCAUUCCCCUUAGAGAAUGCUCUGCUGAACGGUUUGACUAACGCCGCUGCUGUGGUCAAUGCCCAGGAGCAGGGCAACAACGGCGCUGCCGCCACCAGGCGUCAAGUACUGCUCGAUUUUGAGAAUUUAUUUAGAGGAUUGAGCCAAUCGGCCGGUCUUGGUGGAGUAGAAGUUGUGAUGAGUAUGGAGGAGAUACCGCACGGAGGUCCUGUUGGCGUUGGCACGAUCCUUACCGGUUCUAAUAGCGCCGGAACUGGAACCGGCACCGGUACUGGUACCGGUACUGCUACUGCUACGGCUACGGUCACUGGUACCAGCACUGGCACUGCAACUAACACUAGUGCUACGACUGGUACCGGCACUACCACAGCCACGGCUACUGCCACGGCCACUGCCACUGCCCCGGCCACUGGCACGGGCACUGGCACCGGUACUGGCACUGGUGCCGGAACUGGAACUGGCACUGGCACUGGAACUACUGGCUCACAGCCCGCGGCGGGCGAGAGCGGAGUAUACGUCGCUCCGAUGCCUUGGGGCGGAGCACCAAGUGCCGACUUGCUGCAGAACAUAGUAUCAUCAGUGAUCCGCCAGGGCCUUGUGCCUGGCGUAGAGGGCGUGACCUUGCACAUCCCGAGCGUGCCGACCGCAGCUCAAUUGGCGCCAGUACUGCAGGCUCUACAGAACCCGAACUACCAACCAGCAGCAACACUGCUAGCGCCUCACCCUAACCAAGUGGCCGAGGCCUUGCAGGCUGCUCAAGCUGCGCAGGCUGCUCAAGCUGCACAGGCUGCACAAACUGGACAAACUGGACAAACAGGACAAACUACACAGUCGGGCACUGGACAGACACCUGCAACGGCUAGCCAGGAUUCAAACUCGACGAACACCACGUCGAAUUCUCAAUCUGCGAGUCUGCACCUUCGCCGUGCUACGACCACGACUCGCGCCCAGGCCGUCUCUCUGGCUACUCUGAUUUAUGAUAGAUUCUUGCAAUGCGACAGUCAGCACGCUCGUCGUCGCCUGCAACGUCGCAGGGAGCAACAGCAACAACAGCUGGUACAACAGGAACGAGCUCGAGCCGAGAGAGUAGCUGCUCAGAAUAUCGAGUAUUUGAUGCACCGCAACCAUCACAUCAAUGACGAGCACAUGACUAUUAUUGUGCGUCUUCUCAGCAGCGCUCCUUCACAGGAGUCUUGGUUCAGCGCUUUCUUGCUGACGGUUGCUCGUCACUUGUUCCUUCCGGAACCACUGCAGUCGAUGAACGGCGAACCAGUGCUCGUCCCCCACGAGUUCAUGCAAUUGCGCGUUCUGUUGCGCAACUACAUACACAACCUCACGACCAGGGCUAACUCCCAAGGAUCCGACACCUCAGUAUUGGCUGUUACUGAUUUCUUCGUCAGCGAAUUCCGCGACUUUAUCAAUGAAAUGCAUACUAUCACUCCACUGCGUGAUGAGUUUGAUGCCUACGCCUCCAUUCGCUCGUUGUUCCGUGCCCGCCUCCCGGCCCUGAUCGGCGCAGUAAUGUCAGACUCCACAGGAGAAAUGUACCCCGCUCGAUUCUACGCUGUCUUCUCCCGGCUCUACACUGAUUUCUGCACUUUGAUUUCACACUUGUGCGUUGAAGGCCUUGAUGGCUUGCGUCAGCUUUACAGGACCUUCUUGGAUCUUAGAAUUCGCUAUUUCGACGAAUCUAUUCAGGAAAUGGUAUUAGUACUCGCCAAUGAGAAUCUGAAUGCUAUUAUAAACACAUUGGGUUCCCAUUGCGCUCACAUUCAGCAACAUCUCCACCGCCGGCCAGGAGCCACCGCUGUGACAUCGCCGCCACCACUGGAAGAUGAGCAGCCCACUCCGAUGGAGGUGUCACCGUCGUCACAGCCGGCUCGAGAAGAGCCAGCACAAACUAAUGAAAGUUCUCAGUCUAGCGCAGCUCCUUCAGCACAGGAAGAGACCCCGGUGAGCCCGAGCUCGGGCUCGGUGCCGGCGGCCGCGCCCGCGGUAUCCGCGCCGGCCACUACCGCCGCCUCGCACACCGUCACCUCCAACACAGCCCCGCAGUCACCCGUCACCUCGCCCAGUCGUGUUAUGACCCCGAAGGAAAGGAGUGAGCCGGCGUCUCCGACACGCAACGCGAGUGACCAAAACUUACGAUUCGUACCGCCGUUGAUGAUUCUGCAGCACUGGGGCGAGGAGUGGGUGCCAGUGUUCACUCGUGAUCAACAGAAUCAGCGAUCGGAGCCGCAGGAGCCGUACAGCGAUGCCUAUAUUUCGGGGAUGCCGUCGCGCAAGCGGCGAUGCCUACGCCAGACUCGACCGCCUACCACACUAAAUGGAUUUAUGGAAGAGAGUUUGCGUGAAGCAGCCAACGACCGGCCAGCUACCAUGCAAGCACAAGCGCAGGACAACGCCCCGAUGCGCAUUGCAUUCCGUGAAUAUAUGCGGAAUUAUGUUCGGGAGCGUGCUGCUAAUUCCACGGAUUACGACGCAACGCGAUUCACGUCUGCCGCUCGAUUUAUCAACAUGAAUAGGACAAGUAGUAGUGUACCGCCGCCACAAGAGAACGGCGGCGGCCAACCGCAGGAAGAGGAGUGAAUAGUUUUGUAAGCCAUUGUAUUCGGCUUAUUCAAUAGUAGUUUGCUUAUAGUUUACGGUGUUCUACAUAUUUACAGCUUGCAGUUAGGAGUCAUAGUUUCCAAUGGUCUCUCAAUGUCUAAAUGUUAAAUUAAUGCAAUAGGUAAUAAUAUUAUUGUAACUUAUAUACAGUGGAAACCCGAUUAUAUUGACCGCGGCCUCUGCCGUACGCAUGCAACUUGUUUGAUGGAAUCAUUUGUUCCUUGAUAAUGUAUUAGUGUAAUUUUAAACGUGCAUUUGAUUUACUUGAUGCCCAAAGGACGUGUACUGAUUUUAUUGGGAUCUUGAGGUAUUAGAUAGCUAAUUUAUGAAGUACUUCUAUUUUAUAUAUUAUUUUUACAGAAGACGCACCUAUUUAUUUUUAACAUGAUAUUUAUAUUAAUUUUAUUUAUUGAUGAAGCAUGACAUGAAAACUUUAUAAAAAAAUAACAUUAACGAAAUACAGUUUUCUUAUUUUACAAAUAAUAACUACUUACAAUAUCUAUUGUGGGAUGAUGGUUGUGAUGCUGCCUGUAAAAUACAGACGUUUACCGGGUUAAGUAACGCGGUGUGACUAUACUUAUUGCCGACCCUAAUUGAGUUGGGAAAGAUUAUGAAUGAGUAUUGGCAAAGUCAGAUAUAUUAUUCCAUGUAAUCGGGUAUUUACUGUACCGUUCAAACUUUUUACUUAGAAUUGGUUAAAAAUAUUUCAUCAUUGAAUUAAUCAAUAUUAAAGUAGUGACAGUAAAUUAUUAGGAAUGUAAUCGCCUAAGUAAGCGAGUUAUCAUACUUAAAUAAUUAUCCAUAAACGAUAGAUGUCUACAAUUAAUAUGUGUUUAUUAUAAUAGUUGUAAUUACUGUUCUCAUCAAAUAUCAAAGCUGCUCAAAAUUUUGGUUUGCUUAGGGCGGUAAGUCGGCGGAGUCUCGCACAUGAUAAAUCACAAUAAUUGAGCUUGAAAACACAAGGGUUGGAUUUGAAGAGCCUGAAUUGAUAUUUGACGUGGAUUUUUAAACUAGAACUAGAAACGAUUGAUGUCUACGGUUAAUGUGUUUAUCCUUGUCCUACAUACCCCACUCCCGUAAUUGUCUAAGUACAAUAUUAAUCUCAAAUUGAUUGUCUACAUUACACAAUAGUUAAGAAGUCGAAUAGACAUAAAUAUAACAGUAGAAAACUAGUUAAUUAUUCAAUUUCAUAGUCAGUAAAUGUUUCCAGAUAAUCUCUGUCAAUUCUUCACACCAUAUACCAACCAUAUCCGAAUGGGUAUUCUGUGUUUAUUCAAAUAAAUGUAACUUACCAUUAUGGACGUAGAUUUUAUUCUUAUCAUAAAUAAAUAAUUAGCCAAAUCCACAAUUGUGAACAAUUCUCGGUGUUUGUUGUUUGAAAAUAGUGACUUGAGUACUCGAACGCUACUUAGGUAACUUUAAAUUGUCCUAGUUUGCAGUAGUGUCAGAGCGGAUGCACACUACUGGUAUACGGAGAGUUUGACCAACCUAAGUGUCGUAUGAGUAUUUAAAAAAUAGUUCCAACGCAUGUAUUAUACCAGUACUUAACUAUAUGAGUACUAUUGUCUUCUCAAUCGUCCGUACACGUGUGCAAUUGUUUUUAUAUUCUUUUAACUCACUCUAUCAUGUUUUGAUUAUUCUGUUUGUUAAUAAUUUCACUUUUCUUUGUUAUACUUCGAAUACUUAACUACAUUUGAGUUCGCCUUCUGUAAUUUCACACUAAUUGUAUCUAAUUACUCGCUUAUUAGCGUAAAUCAAGUUAUUAUUGUGUUUUAAAGUUAAAUGAAUUUUACAUGAAAUUUUUUUAUGAGAAAUGGUGUGUUUGUGGCCUUGGUUUGCCUUAUUUCCUUCUAAGAUCCCACCGAAUGAGGGCAAUUCGAUAUUAGUUGAUCCAGAAAAUAUAUCUACUAAAUGCGCGUUUUAAAUGUGAUAAUUAAAUGACUUUGAAGCGUUGGGGAGGGUGACAAUAAUGGAGUUAUUUAUUUCUUACAAUGAAUUAAGGGUUUACGAUUUGGCACUUACUGGACAUGGUUUUGUUUGUCCAUAGUUUUAAUAAGAAAAGUGUCGCGACGAUAUAAGAGACGAGCACUUAAAACAGCCGUUUAUUUUAUUCUUGUUUUAUUUAUAACUCAACAGCAAUUAUUCGGUGGGGCUAUGAAGUUGUUUUUAACACUAACAUUAAGUUCUGGUUUAACAUUUCAUUAGAGAUCCUAGUUUUCUAUUUACAAUUGUGUAGACGGAUUCAUUUUAUGAGGUAAUCGUUGAAUAUUUAUCACUUUACUUACAAUAACUUUUAAGCGGACCGAUAAACGGUGAAUGCAUGUGUAGUAAUUUCUGGAUUAAUAAAUAAAAAAAAUA